AUGGUGGCAAAUCUUCCGGCUUUGAAGACUUAUGGGAGAGAUUUGGUUGAGCAAGCAAGUAAGCUUGAUCCUGUGAUUGGCCGAGACGAGGAGAUUAGAAGAGUAGUUAGCAUUCUGUCAAGGAGAACGAAGAACAGCCCGGUUCUGGUCGGGGAACCAGGGGUUGGCAAAACCGCUGUGGUGGAAGGUUUAGCACAAAGGAUAAUGAAAGGAGACGUGCCGAGCAAUCUAACCGAUGUAAAACUCAUUGCCUUGGACAUGUGUGCAUUAGUUGCUGGACCAACGUACAAGGGAGAGUUCGAGGAGAGAGUGAAGUCUGUGUUGAAAGAGGUUGAGGAUGCUCAAGGCAAAGUUGUUCUCUUUAUCGAUGAGAUCCACAUGGUUCUCGGUGAUUCCACGGAUGCUGCUACUUUGUUAGCUAGAGGCCAGCUUCGUUGUAUUGGAGCUACUACGCUACCGAAAUACCGUAAAUACGCUGAGAAAGAUGCUGCGUUUGAGAGAAAGUUCCAGCAAGUGUUGGUGGCUGAGCCUAGUGUGCGUGACACUAUCAAUAUUCUUAGAGGGCUCAAAAAGAAAUAUGAAGGACACCAUGGUGUUCGUAUCCAAGACAGAGCUCUUGUUGUUUCUGCUCAGUUUUCUGCUCGUUACAUCACUGGUCGACAUUUACCAGAUAAGGCAAUUGAUUUGGUUGAUGAGGCUUGUGCUAACGUAAGAGUCCAGCUUAAUAGUCAACCUGAAGAAAUUGAUAACUUUGAAAGAAAGAGAAUGCAGCUAGAGAUAGAACUUCAAGCCCUAGAAAAGGACAAGGACAAAGCUCGUCUUGUGGAGGUAUGGAAAGAGCUUGAUGACUUGAAGGACAAGCUUCAGCCUCUCACAACGAAAUACAGAAAAGAGAAAGAGAUAAUUGAUGAGAUUCGGAGGCUUAAACAGAAACGAGAAGAGCUCACGAUUGCUCUACAGGAGGCUGAGAAACAAAAUGACCUUCCUAGUGCUGAGAAGCAAGAGGAGGCUAAGAAACAAGAUCACCUUCCUAGUGCUGAGAAGCAAGAGGAGGCUGAGAAACAAGAUGACCUUCCUAGUGCUGAUAAGCAAGAGGAGUCUGAGAAACAAGAUGACCUUCCUAGUGCUGAGAAGAAAGAGGAGGCUGAGAAACAAGAUGGCCUUCCUAGUGCUGAGAAGAAAGAGGAGGCUGAGAAACAAGAUGGCCUUCCUAGUGCUGCUGAUCUAAGACGUGGUGAAAUCAAGGAAGUGGAAUCCGCAAUUGCAAAAUUACAAGAGAGUUCCAAAGAGAAUGUGAUGCUUAGAGAAACCGUUGGACCAGAGCACAUUGCUGCGGUAGUGAGCCGACGGACUAAGAUUCCAGUGACUAGACUUGACCAGAACGAGAAGGACAGGCUACUUUCUCUUGCUGAUAGGUUGCACCAAAGGGUUGUUGGGCAGGACCACGCGGUGAACGUUGUGGCUGAAGCAAUUCAAAGGUCGAGGGCUGGACUAGAAGGCCACAACAACCUAAUGGCUCUUUCCUCUUCCUCGGUCCAACUGGUGUCGGCAAAACUGAGCUAG
Molecule: messenger RNA, 1563 nt
Organism: Microthlaspi erraticum
Lineage: Eukaryota; Viridiplantae; Streptophyta; Magnoliopsida; Brassicales; Brassicaceae
Source: the annotation of a GenBank genome assembly